Phaedon cochleariae (mustard beetle) is the source of this 3789-nucleotide messenger RNA. NCBI's taxonomy places the organism in Eukaryota, Metazoa, Arthropoda, Insecta, Coleoptera, Chrysomelidae. The record is from the annotation of a GenBank genome assembly.
AUGCAUUCUCUGAACGUAGUGGAAGACCAAAACUUAACGACUUUCCUUCAGAGAGUCAUCGAUCUGGAAGAAGCCGACAAAGAGACCAUGCACCUCCUUGUCUUCCUGCUGAUGCAAUUCUUAUCUCGCUCUGACCAAGCCUACCCAGCAGAAGAAAAGAGCCUGGCGAAAAUUCAAGGAAUCGUACUCAGGCAUCUCUAUCUCCUCUUGGGCUACAGCCAGAACGACAGGGGAUUGUACCUGCCUCCUCAGCGCUUGCGCUGUUCGCCUGCUUUCAGCGUGUUCCUCUCGAACCUGCCCCAGCUGAUGGACCAGAAUCACAUGAUGGGGCGGCUGGUGCUGCCCACCUGCCUCAUUCUGCUGCAGUACGCCCCGUCUCCCUACUACAUACCAAAUGCCAUGGAGUUCCAGCAGCCCACCUACAGCUUGUGGGCGAUGGAGCCCCAUUUCCGGAAACACUGGCUCAUGGCGCUCGUCGUUCUCUUGUACAAAUAUCAGUACAAUCAGCAACCCCACUGUAUGCAGUUGACAUCGCUGAUCAGGAUAGUGCUCAACACUCUGGACUCUCAACAGCACCAUUGCAGAAGGAUACCAGCAACCAUCAUCAUGGGGGCACCACCUUCAAGGUCCAGAGACGUCAGUCAGCCAUCGCUAGGGGCAGACAUUGACCACCCAGAGCGCGCCUCUCCCCCGCCGUCGCCCAUGUACUCCUCCGACGGGCAGUCCGUCCAGGCGUCGCUGAGUUCUCGCGCGGGCGGCAAGGGGCAGCCGGCGUACGGCAAGCCGUCGGCCGCCGCCGGCAUGGAGACGCACUGGGAGGAGGCCGUGCAAUGCGCGCAUGCGCGGAGGCCGCCGAGGGGGCGGAGCGUCGAGGACGAGACGGAGUCGGAGCUGAUCGCGAUACCGGAGAGCGAUUUGUCGGAUAGCACGUUGCAGGGCAGCUUCGACGAGGGCAUCAGCGAUAGCUGCUGCGAGAAGCAGCUGGUCCUGGUGAAGUCCCCCAAGGAGACCUACGUGAACCAGAUCGUGCGCGUCGCCUCCAAGAACAGACCCGCCUGGAUAAUAGGCAACGAGGACGAGCUCCUCAAGUCCUGUGACAAUAAGCUGGCGCAGGCGCAGGACUCGAUGAGGAACUGCGCAAGGUCGAACGGAAAGCAGAAGAAUAACGUGGACGCGUACCAUGCGGGGAGGCCGACGCCUUUGGGGAAGCACAAGAAAACUAUUGAACCGAGCAUCACUCCGGUGUGCACUCCGGUGUCCGACUGCGAUGAUUGCUACAAGAACCACCAGGGGCUGCUGCCGACUCCCUCUCUGGAAAGGCUGCUGCCGAUCGGGUCUUCCCGGGUACCAGACUCCCCUCUGCGAGACGACGUCUUCUCGCCGUCGACGGACCCCCGUCUGGAGAUCCCGAGCCAGGAGCGCCUGCUGCCCAUCGGCCGGCACUCCAAGGACGCGUGCCAGCUGGCGGACCGCGUGCGGCAGGCCCUAGGUGUCGGCCGGGCGGACGAUGGGCGGGGCGCAGAUCGACGCGGGCAGCCGGAGGGGCGGCCAAGGCGCGCGCCUGCGCCCUCGCAUAGCCCGCGCAAGCUGACCAAGCAGGUGGCGCUGGAGAGCCCGCCGAAUCAGUCGGAGAACGACGAGAACGGGCAGUUCUACAGGACCAUGAAGCUGGAUACUCAAAGAGACCUGAUAGCGAACCAUCGACAGCGCAUGCGCAAAGCGGGCCCGUUCGCGAUGACGUCAUACUGCGCACGUGACCCGCGCCGCCCUGGCGCCUGGCUCAGUCCCGACACGUCCCCGAAGGCGACUUCGGAAGGGGCCGGCGACCUUCGGCAGAGCUCGUUCAGGAUUGGCGAAGAUUGCGUCAGCGAACGAUGCUCUGAGUGCGGCUUGGUCAGAGAGGAGUACGGCGACGAGGAGAUCGGGCUGUGCAUCGUUGCGUUGGGCACCUUCGUGCACCGCGAGCCGGCCCUGGCAGCUCCUAUGCUGCCGGACAUACUCAGCAUCGUGGCGAAAGUAACAACUAAUGCGAUGUAUCCUUGGCAAAGUGAAAGCAAUAUUCAUCUGCCUGGCGGAGCAAUAAGUGUAGCACAUCAAUUUUUACGAUGUGUCUUACACCAACUGGCGCCAAACGGUAUUUUUACGCAAAUGUUUCAAACAAACGCACCAGAAAACAUUCGGGUACAAUUUUUCAAAAGUGUUAUUCAAGCCCUAGUCGAUUUUAAUGAGUUGAAUCCAGUAGCGCCUUUACAUUUAUUAUUGGAGACGUUGAACUCGAAGAAGACAUUACCCAUCGAUAUUCUACCAACCAUACUCCAAAAUAUGGGACACUAUUUGAACUGUCUGCCUCUGGAAGCUGCCUUAGGACCGAGUACCCCAAUGUGGGGUACUGUAUUGCAACAAUUAGAAAUACUGUAUAGGAAAGUAAUAUUUUUGUUGAACACUAUGGAUGACGUAACACCACUAUUGAGGAUCAUCGCUUCCGUCUUCAAGAUUCCUCUUGUCUCACAAUUCAAGGGUCUUUUGGAACCGUUUUCCAAAGUUUUGAGCUACGCUAUCCAGACUCAAACCCUGGAAUACAGCUGUCUUGUGGAGAUCUGUUAUUUGUGUUACAGAGCUUUCACGAAAGAGAGGGACAAAAUGAUACUGAGCAGAAUGGUAGUGAUUGAACUGGUUCAGGCACUCAAAUUCAAAACAACGAUACCGGAUUCGAAUCUUCUCAUGCUGAUCAACUUAAUUUUGCAGGACAUAGGCGGCUCGAUCCCUUCGAACGUCGUCAUAAAAGACUGCCCCUCAAUAGCCCUGGACUACGGUCCGUCCUUCAACACUGGCAUAUCCGAAUGCAUGAAGAUGAACUUGACCGACAUAGUGGACUUCCUGACUGAUUUCCACGCCAUGUCGAAAAUGAAGAGCUACUGCAAGGGGGCUCACGUCGGCCUUAACGAUGACACUCUCGGAGGCAUAAUGAAGUGCAGCAUCGCGCAGUACCUGGCCCUGGAGAUGACGAAGGGCAACGGCAGGGACAACAGGGCCGUGGCCAAGUACUUCCCGUGGUUGUGCAACACUUCGGCGACCCAGCAGGGUCCCAGGGAGUUCGUCGAGUGUAUCGGCCACAUCCGACUGCUCUCCUGGCUGCUGCUGGGCUCCCUGACGCACACGGCCCUGCACGGCCACGGCCACGGCCAGCUGCCGAGUCUGCCCGUGCCGCACGAGGUCUCCUGCCAGAUCGCCGACCACAUCCAGGUUAUUAUGGCGGGGUUCGCCGAGCAGCCCAAGGUGUCUGUGCUUCAUAUGUCUUCGUUGUUCCAUACGUUCAUCUUGUGCCAGCUUUGGACAAUAUAUUUGGAACAGGGAUUGAACAGUAACAUACCGAUCACAGAAGCCUACAACGUCACGAUGAAUAUCCUGUUCGAUUUUUGGGGAAAAGUAACACCUUGUAUAUUACAGUUGAUCCAACAGUCCAAGAUGCUGAGUGAAAUUGUGAGUCUCCAUUUUUUGAGUAUGAUAGAAGCCCUAUUGGAAUGCCAGUCAACAUUUGUAGGGAAGUUAAUGCCUCUUUGGACCCCUGUUUUAUGUUCAAAUCAAAUACAAUUGCCAGGACAUCUGCAGGUGCGACUUCAGAAUUGCCGGAAUUUUCCGCCUACCAUUUUCCAAGAGGCUAAUCCGGAAAAAUUGAAAAUCGCCAAUCAUCACAACCCCAUGCUACUGAAAUGGUUGCAGAGGCUACAGUUCAAAAUGGGACAAAUUGAGUUGCAAUCAUCAACAGCUACACAAUUUUAUUCAUUGUAA